GAAUCUUCUCCGACCUUGCGACCGUGUGACGUACACCUUCUUCACAAGGAAGAUCGAAUAUAAAACAAACGAAGCAUGGAAGAAGCAGCGUCAAUCUACAAAUUUGCCUUGUAAUUUUGCAGGAUUUGGAUACGGAUGACCCUGUCAUUGCAAUUUGCUGCGCAGAGGAAUUGGAGAGGGAGCCAGUGUGAGGAUGAAGAAGGAGAAGCGAGCGAAAGCUUUGAGAAAGCGACGAAGAAAAUCAGUAAAGAUUCAGGGAGCCGUAGAUUCAUUGCGUCCAUUAUAGGUUUGCCGAAGCGCCCUGAUACGAAGUUCCGAAAGGGGGAUUUCUCGGCCAGACUUAGGUCCAGUAUUUCGAGAAAAUGCAAAAGAUCGACCGCGCCUCUGUUUUCUGCGGUUCCGCGGGAAGCCAUGGGGAAUUCCAAGGGGAGCGGCAAUAGUUUCAAGAUUUACGAUCCCGGCUCCCCUGACGUUUCAUGCCUUGGACGGAUCAAGCUGAAGCAGAAAAAUGGAGUAAAGCUUAAGGCAAUCGGCAGUAACGGCAGUGAAGGUCGGCGUUUUUGGAGUAAGGAAGGUGGAUCCAGCUCAUCGCAGAGGCAGGGGAGGCUUUCUUGGAUAAAGAAGCUUUUUUCCUUUUCAUCUAAGAGAAAAACUCAGGUCCAGGUCCAUGGUUCGAAUCGCACGCCUGUUUCUCAAGAACUUCCUUCUCAAACUGAAAGCUUUUCUCCGCGGCUAUCUUAUUCUCAUGUGUCACAGUUAAAGCGGUUCAAUUCACAGCGUGAGCCGGACGCUUUGUCCAAUUUUUCUGCAGAUGAUGUUGAAAUUUGGGCGCAGGAGUCCGCUGAGGAAGCUUGCCCCAACGAAUCAUGGAAGGAGGAUGAAGAAUUCGAGGGAGGAAAGAAACCGCCGGCAAAGGAAUUCUGGGGAGAAGGAGAAGAAGAAGAAGAAGAAGAUCAAAGCGACGUCUCGCUUUCUUCUCCACAGCCUGCCGUGAGUGAAAUAAAUCUCUGGAAAAGGCGAUCCGUGGCUCCGCCUAGGGUUUUGGAAUUGAACAAACGGUACGCCUUUGAUACGAGAAGGCCUGUAACUGUUUAAUUUAAUUGAAUUUGUGUAAUUGGGACAGGAAUCUCUUGGCGGCCCAGUUUUUUUACAUAAUUUGUCUGGUUUGCACAGAAUCUGAAUCGAAUAUUUGCUGUAUUUGGUCUUUUCAAAUCGGAUUUGCUUUUGUUUUUCAUUGCAAUCCGAUAGUUGGGCGGGCGGGCCCUUAAUAGUUCUGAGUGUAUUGAUAAAUUAAGAGAUUUUAUAUUUUUGUAAUCCUGUAAAUAUUAUGCCUGGUUCUUGCUAGCGUUCUGGAUUCGAUUCCAGCCAUGACCAACAAGCGACGCCAUUGAAAAGGCAGUCCAUUCAUUAAUUAUCUCUUCAUUUUUCUUUUUCUUUUUCUUUUAACUCUCUACUUGUAUUACCUAAUUUCUACAUACUACUUUUUCACUACUUAAUGUAUAAUUAUUGUACUAUUUUUUCUCUAA
This is a messenger RNA of Cryptomeria japonica (Japanese cedar), 1526 nucleotides long. RefSeq lists its product as uncharacterized. NCBI's taxonomy places the organism in Eukaryota, Viridiplantae, Streptophyta, Pinopsida, Cupressales, Cupressaceae. The record is from RefSeq and is a predicted model, not a curated record. The coding region runs from base 136 to 1095 and encodes 319 amino acids. The transcript has a single exon.